Molecule: messenger RNA, 987 nt
Organism: Vigna angularis (adzuki bean)
Lineage: Eukaryota; Viridiplantae; Streptophyta; Magnoliopsida; Fabales; Fabaceae
Exons: 1
Coding region: 1-987 (328 amino acids)
Source: RefSeq, a predicted model, not a curated record
AUGCCGGAAAAGCCCCCUCCAACGUUAGAAAGAUACGACGGCUCAGUAGACCCCGACAAUCAUCUCCGCAACUUCAUAGAUGCCAUGGCGUUCUACACGGAUAAUGAUCCCGUCAUUUGCCGAGCUUUUUCGUUGUCCCUGAAAGAUGAGGCACUAGAGUGGUAUCACACACUUCCUCAAAAUUCAGUGGAUUGCUUCGCUACCGUAGAAGCUCUCUUUCGAAAACAGUAUGCUACCAACAGAAGACCGAAGAUGACUCAUGUUGAGCUCGUAAACACCAAACAUGAGAAAGAUGAAACCCUGAAGGCUUUCAUGCAGAGAUACAACGAGACGGCCAGACGUGUAAAAGACGUGAACCACACGUUUAUAAUCAACAAUCUACCCUCGUGUUUAAGGCCGGGAUAUUUCGCGGAACAGUUGUACGCCGAUCCUCCAAAGUCUAUGGAAGAACUCCAGGCAACGAUCGCGAAAUUCAUUCGCAUUGAGGACCUCAGAAACUCCAGGAAAAAACAACAGCAUGAAAGUCCUAACAGUGGUACCAAGAAAGACAUGAAGCGGUCGUCCAACGACUAUAAAACCGAUCGACCUCCUCGAAAAGAGUCGGGGUGGACUCCCAAAUACGAUCGUUAUACAUCCCUCAACGCACCUAGGGCAAAGGUGCUCGAAGAGGCGUUGCACGCAGAACUCUUCACCGUUCGGCGGAAGGCCACGCCAAAGAAUGCUGAUGGCAGUAAAGCGUGUCGCCUCCAUUUGAACCAUGGUCAUGAUACCGAGGAGUGUAACAUAGUGAAAGAUGAGCUAGAAAGACUCAUCCGCGCGGGGUAUCUCCAAAAAUAUAUAAAGGAGAGAACAUCCACCAGAGCAGCGACGCCCAGUAGGAAGGAAACCUCCCGGCGAAGUCCCGAACGAUCACCCCCCAAGGACGACCGACGAAGACGACGAUCCCGGAGCCAACCCCGACACUCAGAGAGAGAGAGGUCGGUCUGA